Schistocerca nitens (vagrant locust) is the source of this 1992-nucleotide messenger RNA. Its product is annotated as 2-acylglycerol O-acyltransferase 2-like. Gene Ontology annotation, molecular function: diacylglycerol O-acyltransferase activity. Bases 91 to 1107 code for a protein of 338 amino acids. NCBI's taxonomy places the organism in Eukaryota, Metazoa, Arthropoda, Insecta, Orthoptera, Acrididae. Gene Ontology annotation, cellular component: endoplasmic reticulum membrane. Gene Ontology annotation, biological process: triglyceride biosynthetic process. The record is from RefSeq and is a predicted model, not a curated record. The transcript has 6 exons.
GGGGAGAGCGGCGGCGGAGACGGCCAGUCGUUCGUGAGCCGCGGCUCGGAGCGGAGGAGAACGCGCAGCGCUGCCUAGUGGGACUCUCCGAUGGAGCUGCUGGGAAUAAAGUUUGCACCAUUGUUCGUGCCACUGGAGCGGCGCCUGCAGACAUUGGCAGCUCUAAUGUGGAUUGUGAUCCUGCCAUUUGGCGGCUUAAUGUCAUGGCUGUUGCUAGUCUACUUAGUCCUGUAUACACGCCUGCGCUACAUCGCACUUGCCUACGCUGCCUGGUGUGCCUAUGACUGGGAGGUCUGCCGUCGCGGUGGCCGCAGGUUGCAAUGGGCACGGCGAUGGCUGUGGUGGCGCUACUUUAGGGACUUCUUUCCAUUACGCCUUGAAUGUAUUGAACCAUUGGAUCCAAAUCGCAAUUACCUGUUCUGUGCAUUUCCACAUGGUGUGCUGAGUGCAGGGGUUUUUGGCUGCUUCUCCACUGAUUAUAUGGGGUGGGACAAACUUUUCCCAGGAAUUACUGUUUAUCCUCUUACACUGGAACAACAUUUCAAGGUUCCUUUCUUCAGAGAGCUCUGCUUAUCCUUAGGUGGAUGUUCUGCUUCUGCAGAAAGCAUUGGGUAUCUUAUGGACAAACCGGGAGGAGGAAAUGCUGCUGUGUUAAUUGUGGGUGGUGCAUCAGAAGCACUUAAAUGCAAACCUCGCACAUAUCGAGUAAUUCUGAAGCGACGACGAGGUUUCAUCAGGCUAGCACUGAAACAUGGUUGUCCACUGGUUCCUGUUAUCUCAUUUGGGGAGACUGAUCUCUAUGAUCAACUAGAAGGUACAAGACUUCUGAAAUUCCAGCACUUUUGCCGCAAGAUUACUGGAAUGGCACCAGUGUUUCCAAUUGGUCGUGGUUUGUUUCAGUACUCCUUUGGUAUUGUACCUCGUAGGAAUCCUGUUACUACUGUUGUUGGCUCACCAAUUGAAGUGAAGAAAGUUGAAGACCCGACACAGGAACAAAUCACUGAGCUCCACAAUAAAUUCUCUGAAGAACUUGUAAACUUUUUUGAGAAGUACAAGCACAAAUACAUUUCAGAUGCGGACAAUGUACAUUUAGAAAUUGAAGAAUAACUAUCUUAGUUGUCAGCAGAGCAUAUGACUCUGUUUUAUACAUCACUUCCAAUUGUCUGUCGUUUACAGUAUUGGAUGAUAUGCAUUUGAUUUUUUCUUGUAAUAUGAAUGCAUUCACAUUCCUGCAUUCAGUUAAUAGGAAAAGGACCACUGUUACUCCUGUUUAAAUAUGCCAGAAAUUGUACAAAUUAUUGUAAGUCAUUUUGCUCAAUGAAAUUAUUUUUUUUUUUUGUGUGUGUGUGUGUGUGUGUGUGUGUGUGUGUGUGUGUGUGAGAUUUAUAUAGUUAACUUCUGAAGCAAAACAGUCUGUAUGAUAAAUAUACAAAUUUUACUUAACUUUUGCUUAGAUACAAAUCUGCUGCAAUGCUGAAGUACAACAAUAUGUUAAAUCUAAUUUUUUUAGAUUAAAAUUUAUUGAAGAUUAAGUAUCACAUAUGAAACAGAAAACACAUUCAAUGAACUAUAAAUUGAUACCAAUAUUUUAUUUCAAACUUCUGUAUUGUGGCAGAUUUGUAAGGAGUAAACUUUUCCAAGACAGUAAUGGCUGUGAUUAGUUGUAAGAAUAGAGACAUAACUGUAAUAGAUUCAAGGGAUUAAUAUAAGUAUAAAGUAAGAAUAAAGUACAGAUUUUGUGCUGAAGAGACUUGAGAUUUAUCUUGUCAAUUUAUUACUGGUUACUCAAUUAUUUGUGUAAAUAUGGACAAAAUUAUUUUGUAGCAGCUAUUCUGAAGAGACACUAGCAUAUACUGUAUCACUUAAACCUGGUCAGUACAGAAUUCUUUUUCUUUUUGGCAAUGUGCACAGUAAAUUUUUGGUUAUGGAUAAAAUUUGUUCUAAAUAAAUUGAAAAUAUUCAAUCCUUUUGGAGAAUUUACCCAAUGUUGUU